AGCCUUCGAAACACCUUCCUAAAUGAAACUUCGCCGACUGUUCGACAUCACAGAUAGCAUCCCCUGGGAGGCUACAGUUUGCGCCUGCUACAAAAAACUUCUUCUUUGACAUACCGUGCUGGUCGGUCUUCUAAGAUUUUCCUCUGCCCUUUUUUUCUUUCUCGUUUUAUUAAAUUUAUCUCCACAAGCAUAUAGCGCGCCCAGAUGCCAAAGAGAUCAAAUUGGUCAACAUCAGCAUACAACCGAUUCUUAUCUAUAGACGCCCACCAUGCCCAUGCCAUCGUAUCAGUCUGUGUUCGAAAAAGAACGAGAAAAGAACGAGCAGAAGAGUAAAAGCCAGCCUGAUGCGACCCAGGCCGCCGCGAAUUCAGCCCAGUCACGCUCUCCAUCGUGGGCCUACGGUGUGUCAGUGACCAACAGCAAUGUUUUCGUCGUACCAAAAACUAACCCGACCGCCUAGUCCCUCGUACCGGCCACUAGCCCGGCCACCUAGUCAAGGCGGCCCUAGUCCCUCUAUGAUGCCUCGCCAGCCCAUGGGUCCGAUGGGCCCCUGGACGGACCAACGGCAUGCUCAAGAGCAGAGUUUUCUCAGCGAGAUCGUGCGCAUACCGCCCAACCUCGUGAGCCAGCUGAAACAGGAACUUGGUUUGGACGGUAAAGAGCCCAGUGCAAUGACAUUCGAUGAAAAGCGGCGUCUCGUCGAGGCUCAUCGACAACGUUCAGUAGCUCGGAGCAACCCAUCUUCGUCCAACGGUGGUGCACCGGCUCCGUCCUCCGCGCCUCCGGAUAUGUCCGCAGCGCUUUUCACGCCCGAUUUCAUACAAAGCGUGGCCGACUCGUUGGAUGAGUUUGAUCCUUCCUUCCUGCGACCCGACGGAGACAUCCCUUUUGAACGUGACUUUGGACAGUGGUUUAAUCAUCCAGACGACGCUGGCGGAUCACUAGAUUUGAGGUGAUCCCUGUGAUCGUGUCCCUAGAACGGGUAGUGAGGAAGUUCCCCGCUUUGCGUAUUUCGUAUGCUUUCUUCUCGCUGUCGUUGUACUUGCUAUCCUUCGUCGAUCGUUGUUUUUCUGUGGCCUUGCUAUGAUUGGGUUUGGUUUAUAAAUGGUACUCAGUAGAUUCAAGCUCGAGAGCAUGCCGGCUGUAUUGUUGAAUAAGGAUACAAAUGAUGGACUGAAUGACGCGGAUAUAACUUACGAUG
Molecule: messenger RNA, 1201 nt
Organism: Desarmillaria tabescens
Lineage: Eukaryota; Fungi; Basidiomycota; Agaricomycetes; Agaricales; Physalacriaceae
Exons: 2
Coding region: 423-956 (177 amino acids)
Source: RefSeq, a predicted model, not a curated record